Messenger RNA from Boeremia exigua, 1746 nucleotides. RefSeq lists its product as uncharacterized. The transcript has 2 exons. The coding region runs from base 236 to 1585 and encodes 449 amino acids. The record is from RefSeq and is a predicted model, not a curated record. NCBI's taxonomy places the organism in Eukaryota, Fungi, Ascomycota, Dothideomycetes, Pleosporales, Didymellaceae.
ACGGGAAACGGGAGCGUUCCCUAAGAACCCUGCAGUGCGAUCAUCGUUGCUGUGGGCGUGUACCCUUUUGUCUUGCCUUGCGACCCUUCUCUUUGCUUGUGUGCCUUGACUUCCACGUCCUCUCACCUCACCCACCUUUCCUUUCCUGCGCUCGAGCAUUCCAGUCGCAAAGGAUUCCGCUGUCUCCACAUCACUUCUCCCCACAACAUCCAAUUGUCGAUGACCAAAACACAUCAUGGUUAGGUCGACACUUACGUGGGCGCGCACUGUCGCCGUCGCCGCUCUUGCACAGCAGGUAGUCUCGCAGACAUGCUACUACCCCAACGGAAAUACAGCUCCCAAAACAGAGAAGCCUUGCUCGUCAGCUUCAGGCUCUGCUUGCUGUCCUGACAACUGGCAGUGUCUCGACAACGGACUCUGCUACUACCCUCCCGAUGACCUCCACGGCAGGUACAGCUGUACCGACAAGGACUGGAAUUCACCCGGUUGUGCAUCUAAUCUCUGCACAUACAACAUGACUGUUGGAGGUGGCGAAUCCAUCACUCAGUGCUCAAAUCACAACAAUCAAUGGUGUUGCAACGGCGACGCAACGAGCGUGAACUGUUGCCAGGAAGAGCCGGAGCCACGACCGUUCUUCAACCUCCAAGAUGGUGUCGCAUACGCUACAAUCGGCUCGAACCGUGCAUCCACUAAUCCAGUUGUCUCGACAGUCAUAGGCCUUGCGACCGGCUCAAGUGGCAGCUCACCCACCUCUCGAGCUAGCUCUUCAACAGCAUCUCCUUCUACCUCGGAUGCGCCAUCGUCCUCUGAGAGUUCGGUGCGCUUGACGUCUGCCAUCUCGACGCCUGUAACCUCGGUCGCGACAAGCGUCAGAUCUGCUUCAGGGAGUUCGGGCCCCGAGACCAUAUACAUCACCAACAUUAUCACCCCGCCCGCAACCGCAACAGCCGAUGCCUCAGGUGGCGGCGCAUCUUCGUCGAGCGGCUCUGGUACUAAUAUUGGUCUCAUUGUAGGCUGCGCAGUCGGCAUCCCGCUGGGUCUUGUUUUCAUCGGCAUCGUUCUGUGGAUGUUGCGCAAGCGUCGCCAGGAGAGGACAAAUCCGUACAAGCCAACUGCCGAUGGUGGCGAGUCCCCAGAUGUUGCACCUGCCGCACUUGCGUCACCAAAGAAGCAGGUGUAUCGUCACUCGCGGCCAGGAACCUCAGAAAUCGAUAGCAAUCCUGUUGGCCCCGGCCGCCCUACCUCCACGAUACCCGGAAAGGCAGAACUCGAUUCAGGGACAGGCUUCCAGCCCGGGUCAGGCACACCGUAUGCUCCAGACACCGCAUUCAUGGGUGGUGGAACAGGCGACAGAUCUACAUGGGGCAGUUCACCACCUGGAUACUCGCCAGGGCAGCCUCAAGGGCCAUUCCCGCAUAAUCAUGAAGGAGCCGUAGAGCUUGACAGCUCGAUGAUCAUGCCUGUCAUCAACGAGAAGAGCGAGCACCAGCAGGAGUACCAGGCCUAUAGACCACCUACGGAUGCAGUGGAGAUGCCUUCCGUGAAGACGCCGCCUGAGGACGUCGAGAAGCAGAUCGGAAAGUAGGAUUAGCCGCGGUUAUGUUUCCAUUUUUAUACCACUGGCGUUCUGAGACACAUGGACUGGAGCAAUUUACCAUCAAGAGUCGAUACCAAUCACGAGAAAAGCUGUACAAAUUAAGCGUGUAUAUAGCUGAGCUCGAGAAAAGGGCUUCCAUCACAAACUAG